Molecule: messenger RNA, 1016 nt
Organism: Rhododendron vialii
Lineage: Eukaryota; Viridiplantae; Streptophyta; Magnoliopsida; Ericales; Ericaceae
Product: probable kinetochore protein NDC80
Exons: 2
Coding region: 1-903 (300 amino acids)
Source: RefSeq, a predicted model, not a curated record
AUGUGUUUCCAAGUGAGUACCGACCUUAGUGUUGGUUUGGCAAAUAACCCGUUGGAUGUUCUUGAUCCGUUAAUCGUGAACGACUCAAAGUUGGAGGCAACGGAAUUGGAGAAAGAGAUGCUCGGAUUUGUUGAGGUGCCGGAAGAUGAUCAUGUGAAGCCAGAAGAUGGUGAUGACCCAGACCAUGAUGAUGCAAAUACAGAGCUUCAAAAAGAAAAUGAAAUCCUCCGAGAAAAAAUCAAAAGGUUGACUGAGGAGAAUGAGCAAAUCAAAAGGUUGACCGAGGAGAAUGAACAAAAAGAUGCUACAAUUACCCAGCUUCAGAAAAGAAUUUCGGAGCUUCAAGACGAGACAUAUGAGGAAACAGUUGCUGAACUCAAUUUUGAAGUGGAGACUGCUCAUGUUGAAAGGGAUUUUUUUGUGAAAGAGGUUGAGCAUAAGGAAGUUGAGAUCUGCAACGUGCUCGUAAAGAACGACAUUAUAGCUGAAAAGCUAGAAAGAGCAGAGGGAACCAUUGACGACAUAGAGACACAUAUUAUUACCCAACAAUUCAAGACAAGUGAAAGUGUGGAGAAAGAUGCAGAGGGUAAAGAUGAAGGGGAGGAAGAAAAAGAAGAAUGUGGUCCUGAGCAUCAAAUGGUACCGGAUGAAGAAGUGGAAAGGACAACUAUUGAAACUUUCACGGGUGUACUAGCUGAAAACAGUCCAAAACCAACCAAGAAAAAGAGGAAACAGGUGGACCCUUCAUCUCUUGUACAGAAUGUGAAAAAUGAGACAAGAAUAGAGAAGAGAGAGGAUGGUUUUGUCUAUGAAGACCUGAAGAAGAUAAAGAAGAAUAAACAGGAGGAGAUGGAUGAUGUGAUACCAAAAUGGAAAGUUGAAAAAACAAAAUUGGGUAAAUAGCUGGAAGAAAAAGACAAAGCGUUGCUGAAUCUGUUUUAUGACCUAAACCAAGGGCAUGUGAAGUAAGUAAAGAUACACUUAUUUCAUUAAUUCCCAAUUCCAUUCUCUUUGUA